AUGGAGCGUUACGACCGUGCUAUCACCAUCUUCUCGCCGGACGGCCAUCUCUUCCAAGUCGAAUACGCAAACGAGGCGGUCAAGAAGGGAUCCACUGCGGUUGGAGUGCGCGGGAAGAACUGUGUCGUCAUCGGCGUGGAGAAGAAGACGAUUCCCACUCUACAGGAUGACCGAACUGUGCGCAAAAUUCAUAUGAUUGACGAUCAUAUCAUGCUUGCCUUUGCUGGCCUGUCGGCGGAUGCACGUGUGCUUGUCGACCGUGCUCGCAUGGAGUGCCAAUCAUACAAGCUGCGCCUUGAGGAUCCUGUGACUGUGCACUAUAUUUCCCGAUACGUCGCUGACACUAAGCAGGCAAAUUCGACCGGCCGUGGCGAAAAAGCUGUUCGCGAGUUCCUGGAAGAGAAGUACAAUGACGAAAACGUGCAAGACGAGGCGGCUACUCUCAAGCUGGUAGUAAAGGCGCUCUCACAGGUCGUUCCAUCUGGGGCUAGCAACAUCGAGAUUGCUGUGAUGACAUCUGCCACGGGAAAGCCUGGCGAAUGCCACCAGCGGGUGUUGACUACCGAGGAAGUUGAUGGCCUCCUAAAGGUUGUGGAAGCUGAGCGUCAAGCCACCGAGGCCGAGGAAGCAGCCCGCAAAGAAGCCGCCCGCACAGGUGCUCCGAAACAACAG
Mesorhabditis spiculigera is the source of this 672-nucleotide messenger RNA. The record is from the annotation of a GenBank genome assembly. Lineage: Eukaryota; Metazoa; Nematoda; Chromadorea; Rhabditida; Rhabditidae.